CUCUUUGUCAUUUGAGGCUCCAAUGUGGUGCCAUGAAGGUUUUUGUCACGUUUGGGAGGAUUGUUAUAAGCUUAACUUGUCUGCUUCAAACUAUUGGGAAAACAUCUGCUUUGAGGUGCUUUUCUUGUAACGGAACGGAAAGCUGUACAAACACCGAGGAGUGCCCASUAGACGCAGAUAAAGGGUAUAGCUGUUUUAAGACUACAACUAUUCAGGAACAAGCAGGCGUCAUAACUGCAGUGACAUUCAGUGGGUGUCAGCGUAGUGAGCGGUGCAAACAAGCACCAAACCCUCUUUGCAUCGCCAAAAAAAACUGUAUCACAACAUGUUGCACAACAAAUAAAUGCAAUGGUAACCAAGCUACGAGAAAUGGAGUGUAUCCGAAAUGCUACGAAUGCCUAUCUGACGUCUCAUUCGAAAGAUGCCAGGAUCGCUCCUCGUUAAAAACAUGCAAGCAAAACUCAGGAAAAGCGUAUUGCUUUAAAGGAAACAUCGUCAUGAUUUCGUACACAGGCAGAUCGAAACUUGGUUACACCAAGGGAUGCACUGACUCGCUUCAAGCCUGCCAGGGUCUUCGUGAUUCUUUCUGCAAAGAAAAGAGCGAACAAGACUGUAAAGUUUACUGUUGUGAAGGCGAUGCUUGUAAUGGAGGAUCUCCCAUAGAAACAAUUAACUUUUUGUAUGYUGUAAUUUGCACAUUUUGCGCUAUGCUUCUUGUCGGUUUCUAAACUUUACAAYGUAAAAGAGAAAUGGGAGGAGAUGUCACGAUUGUCUUAUAGAGGAGAGGAGAGGAGGGAGGAGGGGAUUGUUCUCUAUUCUUCCCAUCUAAAAUUGUUGCUUAAUUGUAGGAACUACUGCACACAUGUGCAAGAAAGAUUGAGAUUCGAUUUCUGUCACGAACGUUUAUGCGUCGUGAUUCAUCUAACUUUGUGUGGCCUUUAGACUCUUGAGAUUCUUAGCAUAUUUAGAAUAAGUAGAAAUGUCAGCACAGUGAUAACAAAAUACAACAGCUUUUCUGAUUGGUCAGACGUUGCGGUCUCCCAGAGCGCUGUCCAACAUCAAAGAUUGUGUUACCCAUGUGAAUAAAGAAGCUUACAAAUAGUACGCAAGCUGUKAUUGGUUAACUCAUGACAUGUUGAAACUGGAGACUUUAGAGC
Molecule: messenger RNA, 1157 nt
Organism: Exaiptasia diaphana
Lineage: Eukaryota; Metazoa; Cnidaria; Anthozoa; Actiniaria; Aiptasiidae
Exons: 4
Coding region: 33-728 (231 amino acids)
Source: RefSeq, a predicted model, not a curated record